Messenger RNA from Telopea speciosissima, 417 nucleotides. Its product is annotated as chalcone synthase RJ5-like. The transcript has a single exon. Gene Ontology annotation, molecular function: acyltransferase activity, transferring groups other than amino-acyl groups. Gene Ontology annotation, biological process: polyketide biosynthetic process. NCBI's taxonomy places the organism in Eukaryota, Viridiplantae, Streptophyta, Magnoliopsida, Proteales, Proteaceae. The record is from RefSeq and is a predicted model, not a curated record. The coding region runs from base 1 to 417 and encodes 138 amino acids.
AUGGUUGAAGGUCAUUUUCGUCAAACGGGUCUUUCAAUCAGCUUAUCCAAGGAUGUAGCCAAAACUAUUUCUGGGAACAUCGGAAAAUGCUUGGCGGAAGCAUUCAGCAAGAUUGGUAUUAGUGAUUGGAACUCCAUUUUUUGGGUGUCUCACCCUGGUGGGCUGGCGAUUUUGGACCUGAUUGAAGGGACCCUUGGUUUAAAGGAGGAGAAACUCAAGGCAUCAAGAAAAGUGUUGAGCGAAUAUGGUAAUAUGUCAAGCCCCACUGUGAUGUUCAUUUUGGAUGAUAUGAGGAACAAGUCUAUGAAGGAAGGGAAAUCCACAACCGGAGAAGGGUUUGAUUGGGGUGUGCUAUUAGGGUUUGGACCAGGUCUAACUGUGGAGACAAUCAUCUUGUGUAGCUUAACCCAGCCUUGA